GAACCUUCGUCUCCAGUGUUUUCGAUUCUGAUCGACGAUCGGGUAAGUUAAAAUCUUUCAGAGCAAAACUCUCGAAAGAGCCCUAAAUUUGAAAGAUGGUGUUGAUUGAGUCAAGUGAGAGUGAGGUAGAGAUUCCCAUCAAAGACGAACCAAAGCCAUCGUCUUUAUCCUCAACUAAACCCGAAAAAACGAUGGCGGCGACGGAGGCGAAACUAGUCGACGGUGAUGAUUCCGACGGAUUCGAGACUGCCAGCGAACGGGAAAUUAGCGAUGAAGAAGAUGACUGCAAAAACGACGCCGUUACGAUCCAGGAGGAACCGGAGAAGAAGGAAGAGCAGAUUGAGCUAAUGAGAGAAGGAGAGGACAUUACUGAAGACGGAAAAAACCAGGAGAAAGCCAUGGCAGAAGCAAAUGAAGCUAAAGUGGAAGGAAACAAAUUGUUCGUAAAUGGCCUUUACGAGGAGGCAUUGUCAAAGUAUGUGCUUGCUUUAGAGCUUGUUCAGGAGUUUCCCGAAUCUAUGGAGCUUCGAUCCAUAUGCCAUUUGAACAAAGGUGUAUGCUUCCUAAAAUUGGGUAAAUAUGAAGAAACGGUCAAGGAGUGCUCAAAGGCAUUAGAGCUAAAUCCUACUUACACUAAGGCCUUGGUUCGAAGGGCAGAAGCACACGAAAAACUUCAACACUUUGAAGAAGCUGUCACGGACUUGAAGAAGAUCUUAGAACUUGAUCCUUCAAAUGAUCAAGCUAGGAAAGGGAUUCGACGCCUUGAGCCUCUUGCUGCCGAGAAGCGAGAAAAGAUGAAAGAAGAGGCUAUAACUAAGCUGAAGGAGAUGGGAAACUCGAUUUUGGGUCGAUUUGGGAUGAGUGUGGACAACUUCAAGGCUGUUAAAGAUCCCAACACUGGCUCCUACUCUCUUUCUUUCCAAAACUAGUCCCUAUAUAGUUGUGGUCUUCAAUGUUUUGCUUCUACAAUUCUAAUGUUUAGCAACAAUCUGGUUAGUAUUCCAUUGUGUUAUGGUACUGAAAAGAUGCAAUCAUUUUUGUGGGUUUUAAUAUAGAUGUAAAUUCAAAAUUCAAUGUUUACAACAACGGAUGAUAUUUCCAUCCCAUGAUUCUUAUCAAUUGGUGGGCGAUUAAUACAUGAUACAUAAAAUACAA
Molecule: messenger RNA, 1155 nt
Organism: Eutrema salsugineum
Lineage: Eukaryota; Viridiplantae; Streptophyta; Magnoliopsida; Brassicales; Brassicaceae
Product: tetratricopeptide repeat protein 1
Exons: 5
Coding region: 96-929 (277 amino acids)
Molecular function (GO): protein binding
Source: RefSeq, a predicted model, not a curated record